Molecule: messenger RNA, 828 nt
Organism: Cryptotermes secundus
Lineage: Eukaryota; Metazoa; Arthropoda; Insecta; Blattodea; Kalotermitidae
Gene: RpL10
Product: 60S ribosomal protein L10
Exons: 6
Coding region: 87-749 (220 amino acids)
Biological process (GO): ribosomal large subunit assembly; translation
Cellular component (GO): cytosolic large ribosomal subunit; ribosome
Molecular function (GO): structural constituent of ribosome
Source: RefSeq, a predicted model, not a curated record
GUAACGUUGGUAGGUUGAUUCAUGCUGUACAUCCGUUAACAGUGGUAGUCAUAUUUCAGCCAGGUGGUGUAAUAAUAUAGGCAGAUAUGGGGCGAAGACCUGCAAGAUGUUAUCGAUAUUGUAAGAACAAGCCAUAUCCAAAAUCUCGGUUUUGCCGUGGUGUGCCAGACCCAAAGAUUCGUAUUUUUGACUUGGGAAGAAAGAAGGCCCGUGUUGAAGACUUCCCUCUGUGUGUGCAUCUCGUGUCAGAUGAGUAUGAACAGCUGUCAUCUGAAGCGCUUGAGGCGGGCAGAAUCUGUGCUAAUAAGUAUAUGGUGAAGAACUGUGGGAAGGACCAGUUUCAUAUUCGAAUGAGACUUCAUCCCUUCCAUGUGAUCCGAAUCAACAAGAUGUUGUCCUGUGCUGGAGCUGAUAGGCUCCAGACUGGGAUGCGUGGUGCUUUUGGAAAACCUCAGGGUACAGUGGCCCGUGUCCGUAUUGGGCAACCCAUCAUGAGUGUAAGGACUAGUGACCGACAUAGAGCAGCAGUUGUUGAAGCUCUGAGGCGAGCUAAGUUUAAGUUUCCUGGUCGCCAAAAGAUCUAUGUAUCAAAGAAAUGGGGCUUCACUAAAUAUGAACGUGAUGUAUAUGAAAAAUUGCGUGAUGAGGGUCGUCUAACUGCAGAUGGUUGCAAUGUGAAGUAUCGACCAGAGCAUGGGCCUCUUGAGUCUUGGAAGAAGGUACAGGUGGAACUGGCACAGGUGGUUUAAGUUCUUGUGUCAUUUUCAGUGACUGAGUGGAAAUUCUGUACUACAUCAUACAGUUAAUAAAGGUUUUCAGACAUUGUUA